GGCGCGCACGUGACGACAGCACGCACGCGGCGGCGGCUGGGAGCGCGGGUGCCCGCCGGCGGCCAUGGGCGCGGCGGCGGCAGAGGCGGAUCGCACUCUCUUCGUGGGCAACCUGGACCCCAGGGUGACCGAGGAGCUCAUCUUCGAGCUCUUCCACCAGGCAGGUCCGGUGAUCAAGGUGAAGAUCCCUAAGGACAGAGACGGGAGGCCCAAGCAGUUCGCGUUUGUCAACUUCAAGCACGAAGAGUCCGUCCCUUAUGGGCUGAGUCUGCUCAACGGGAUCAAACUGUAUGGGCGGCCCAUCAAAAUCCAAUUCCGAGCAGGGAGCAGUCACGCCUCUCAGGAUGGCAAUCCAGCUUGUUCCCCUCAUGGAGCCGCUGGCAGCACCCCUUCUGGCACACCGCAUCCGGCAUCCAGCUGUGGCAGAUAUGACAGGAUUCCUGACAGCACGGUAGCAGCGGGAUUCUCAGCGCAGCGGUCCCAGCAGUCAGCGGAUGGACUUCCAAGACAAGCGGCGAUGCACGGUGCUGCACGGCAGCAGCCGCCGUUUGGGGGAAAGUACGAGCCGUCUGCCUUCGCCCUUCCCGGCACCUACCAGCACGCUCCCCACGCCUUCCACCCCUCGGUGGCCUCCCAGCCUCCGCGGCGCCCGGAGCUGCCGUCGUUGCGCAAAGGCCGGCUCAACACCCACCCUUACCAUUUUACCCGCGAGCAGCGCUUCGGAGAACGGGGCUCCGAAUUCUGCCGGGGCGUGAGGGAGGAGUACGGCUUCGAGGAGAGGGGCCACGACGCUGAGCACCGCUACCGGGCAGGCAGGGAGGAGCCCAUCUAUGAUGAGAGGCACCGAGACGGGUGGAGCCACGACUACCGGAGGGAGAGCUACAGGGAGGUCAAGUGGCACCCAUCGAGGCAUUAGCGCCUGGUCAGCGGGACUGAAGGAACUUGGCUGCAAAAGAACCUCAAAUCUGUUUCUUAGCUACACCGUGUUUAAAACCCUCACCCAUCAACGCCCCAUUUCCGCGUUUGUAAAGCUGCCAGCAGCGCAGCUCUCCAAAACUCAAUUUUAGAUGCGUUUGGUCCGCACCUCGGGGCCUUUCGCAGGGAAGACCUCGUUUCGGAGGCAGCAUCGGAGCGUAGCGGCCAUUGUGUUUUUGUAGCAGGGUGGAUGGGUCCGAGUCCUUUUUAACAGCGCCCAUGUUUUUUGGCACUUUUAAAAUUACGGGCAGCGUUUUUGAUACAGGAUCUUUGGGUAUUCCUUAUCUUGGAGCAGAGCAUUAAAAGCCUCCCUGGAAACGAACCCGCGGGCAAACCCUACUCAUUGCGGCCUUGGGAAAGACACUGGCGCUGUGUGAGCAAU
Messenger RNA from Cuculus canorus (common cuckoo), 1357 nucleotides. RefSeq names its product RNA binding motif protein 7 (gene RBM7). NCBI's taxonomy places the organism in Eukaryota, Metazoa, Chordata, Aves, Cuculiformes, Cuculidae. The record is from RefSeq and is a predicted model, not a curated record. Gene Ontology annotation, molecular function: single-stranded RNA binding. Gene Ontology annotation, cellular component: nucleus. Gene Ontology annotation, biological process: regulation of alternative mRNA splicing, via spliceosome. The transcript has 5 exons. Bases 65 to 916 code for a protein of 283 amino acids.